CUCAGUUGAUAAUGUGAUUCAGGAGCUGAAACUUGGAAACUUCAUUAUGGAGCUGGACAAAGAUGACCUGAAACCUGGAAUUACAGUUCAUGAGAAAAAAAGCCUACUUCAUCCACGAAUCAACUCCCAACUGCCUGCCAUUCUGUCAGAUCCAGACAGUGACAGCAACAAAUUGUUUAAGAAGACACAAUGGUCUCAUCCCCUAGUUGCUCGAGGUACCGUUACACUCUCUCCACACCAUCCUUCAGGAGCACCUCUGCAGCAGAAGCCAAACUUAUUUAAACAUCCCAUCGCUAUGUCUACAAUGAAGAGAAACAGCUUUACUGUUCAGCCUGAAGUUCACCAGAUGACUUCCAAAGCCCUGCAAGAAAUUGUCACUGGUACAAAAGGCAUUUCUGUCAUUGCUGCAAGAAAGCGAUCCCAAGUACCAAUAUCAGAUUUUUCUCAUGAUUUAAAGAAAGGGAGGGAACCAAGAGUAAUGUCAGUCCAUCAUUUGGAAGACAAUGACCGUAAAUUCCAAGAGAGGUCCAGAUCUGAACCAAGAUUUGUUUUGAAAUCAAACGUGCAGCAGGCUUCAAGUAUGCAGGACCUGACCAGCCCUUCCCACCAUGCAAGAGUCAAUGGAAAGAUGCUUUCUCAACCUUUGACCAGCAAUUCUAACUAUAGCAGGAAAGCAACUCAAAAAGCAGAACAGAAAGAAGGUUCACUGAAAGGGAAGGCAAGAAAGAAACGCUCCCGAUCACUGGAGGGUCAUUCACAAGGGCUUCUUAAAUCAAAACAUCAGCCUUCCAGCAAUACAGAUCACAGGCUUCUGAAUGUUUCUACAAGUUCCAGCCCAUUCCCACCAUCGAAGGUCACAAGUACUCCUUCUGAUGAAACAGCGUCUUCCACUAGAGUACGAUUCCCUAUCACACAUUACAAAGGAGAAAGUCCACUACUAACAUUAGAAGCAAGUAACACUCCACCCACCACUAUCCACCAACGAAAUGCCAAUGGUAAAAAAAGGCAAGUCUUGCACAAACAGGUGAGAGGCCCAGCUGAAACUGGCAGCACACAGCAGCUUCUGAUACACCCAGGGAAUGUUAAGAAGGGAUCUCAAGGUGGUGUGAAAAACCGAGGAGUCAAUGACCGUGUCACUAACAGAAAUGGAAACACAAUAAAGAAAUGAAGAAAGUAGAUUAUACUAGGAGAGUCAGCAAGAAUUUUGCUGUGAAACGUGAUGUUAGGGCCUUUAAGAAUAGCCCUGAAUUCUAAUAUUAGCCAGAUUUUUAAAAGUGGCGUUUAGCAAAGGCAAACAACGUUUGCUGAGUAAAUAUUUAUUUCUUGUUAGGAAUACAAAGGUUGGCUGAUGGUCCUUAGAAGUCUAAAGUGGAAAAUGCAUUUAUUUGCAUCAUGUAUCAAAGUAAAAGGUUUUUGGAACAACCUGCA
This is a messenger RNA of Protopterus annectens (West African lungfish), 1428 nucleotides long. Its product is annotated as kinesin-like protein KIF19. Lineage: Eukaryota; Metazoa; Chordata; Ceratodontiformes; Protopteridae. The transcript has 6 exons. Bases 47 to 1168 code for a protein of 373 amino acids. The record is from RefSeq and is a predicted model, not a curated record.